Molecule: messenger RNA, 1514 nt
Organism: Dunckerocampus dactyliophorus (ringed pipefish)
Lineage: Eukaryota; Metazoa; Chordata; Actinopteri; Syngnathiformes; Syngnathidae
Exons: 16
Coding region: 259-1089 (276 amino acids)
Source: RefSeq, a predicted model, not a curated record
CCUUUUGUCAGCUAGGAUAGGCUCCAGCUCACCUUUGACCCUGAAGAGGAUAAGCGCUACAAAAUGACUGAAUCGAUUUUAGCAUGAAUUUUUCACCGAAUUAAAUGUUGUCCAACAUGCGUGUGCAGGUUCUGAUGCAGUGGACUCCUAUUCAAAUGGUGAACAUCUUUAACCUUCUAAUGUCCUCCCAACUCAUCCUUUUCUCCUCUGGGGUGAAAAUUGUUCUUUAAAAGCAAUCAGCCAUCUAUAACUCCAUACAUGUGCAUCACGAUGCCCAAAUGUUUUUGGAGCGCUCCAGGUAACGGACAGAAGCUGUUGAAUGGAAGGGGAGGAGCCGAGGGACAAACAGGUAUGCUGAUGUCACUUGAGGGUGGAGCUUCUCACCUGGAGCACACAGGAACCAUGGAGCCGCACGUUCAUCAGUUUCUGCUGGACCUGCUGGGUGGGGCAGAGACUUCAGAUGCUGACAUUGCAGGUCACACCACGGACCCAACUAUGAUAGACUCCACAGGAAGUCUGAUUAACUCUGAUGUCAUCAGCCAAUGGAAAGGACACCAAUCACUAUCUAGUCCCGUCUCAGACCACACCCACUCCAGUACCCGGCAGGAAUCAUCAUCUUCCUCAUCGCACACAGAACAAGCAGGAUCAGAGUGGUUUCACACAAACGGAUAUGGCAGACAGACUCAGCUGAAGGAUAUGGAUGGAGUGACCACCCGACUGGCGUCACUCAGGGAUCUUCACACUCACAGCCUGCCAUGGGCUCCCACAGCAGGCACCAUGGAGCUGGCCACCCACUUCCACAGUGACAGCACAGUUACAGGGUCAUCACCUGUGGUCAUGCACACCGAGCCGGCAGAUAGAGACCUGACGCACCCUCUGCACUCAGGAACGCAGACAUGGCACGCCGACACAGUUACCAGGGCGACAGCCACAAUGUUUUCAGAGGCAACAGGAACUCCGCUGCACUCCAGUGCUGCACAGGUGACUGGGGACUUCCACAAGGCUGGUUCCGUCACUGAACAGUACAACCCAUCGGGUCAGGGUCCUGAAGGUGAGGUGACACCUUCACGCUUGAAUUGGUUUCCGUAACAACCACGCAUCCUUCCAUUUUGCUUUGAUCUUUUGUGCAUCCAAAAACAUCAACUGUGUAGUUAUAGCGUCACAUGAUCCAAAAAACAACGGAAUGAAUGGUGUUGUGGAGGAAAGAAAAACCUCUUAUUGUGUUUUUGCUGACAGCUUCAGAAAACGUGGAACUGGAGGAUACCUGUUGACUUCUACAUCAAGCCUCAAGUUCGGUUCUUACGCUACCAGUUUGAGUGCACAGACCAAUCAGCACGCUCCGCCCAAUCCCACCUGUACCACUAGCCUUUAUGCCCCGCUGAGAGGGCCAUGGCUUUUUGUUUGGAAAUAUUUAAGGUGGCUAUCACUGCUUGUCAUCUGUAGAAGCAAUUUUAGAAGAAGCUCAACCUGUAAAAUGUCUUUUAAUGAUUUUACAAUAAAUGUGUCUAUUUUGA